Molecule: messenger RNA, 3412 nt
Organism: Ornithorhynchus anatinus (platypus)
Lineage: Eukaryota; Metazoa; Chordata; Mammalia; Monotremata; Ornithorhynchidae
Gene: TBX2
Product: T-box transcription factor 2
Exons: 7
Coding region: 300-2495 (731 amino acids)
Biological process (GO): positive regulation of DNA-templated transcription; regulation of transcription by RNA polymerase II; cell fate specification
Cellular component (GO): nucleus
Molecular function (GO): RNA polymerase II cis-regulatory region sequence-specific DNA binding; DNA-binding transcription factor activity, RNA polymerase II-specific
Source: RefSeq, a predicted model, not a curated record
CCCACAGCGGGCGGAGAGGAGCCGAGGGCGCGGCGCGGCGGGCCGGGAAGCGCCGCUCCCCGGCCGGCACAAAGGACUGACCGCCGCCGCCGGCCCGGAGCCCCGCUCCAGCCCAGCCCGGUGCAGCCAGGUCCGGCUCAGCCCGGUGCAGCCCGGCCCGGCUCUGCAGCCCGCUGCAGCCCGGUCCGGCUCUGCAGCCCGGUCCGGCUCUGCAGCCCGGUCCGGCUCAGCAGCCCGGUCCGGCUCAGCCCGGUGCAGCCCGGUGCAGCCCGGUCCAGCCCGGCCCUCCGGAUGCACCGAUGAGAGAGACGGCGUUCGCGGGGUCAGUCAUGGCUUACCACUCCUUCCACGCUCCCCGGCCCGCCGACUUCCCCAUGUCCGCCUUCCUGGCGGCCGCGCAGCCCUCCUUCUUCCCGGCGCUGGCGCUGCCGCCCGCCGCGCUGACCAAGCCGCUGCCGGACCCGGGCCUGGCCGGAGCGGCGGCGGCGGCGGCGGCGGCGGCGGCGGCGGCGGCCGAGGCCGGACUGCACGUCUCGGCGCUGGGCCACCAUCCGCAGGCCGCCCACCUGCGCUCCCUCAAGACCCUGGAGCCCGAGGACGAAGUGGACGAUGACCCCAAGGUGACCCUGGAGGCCAAGGAGCUGUGGGACCAGUUCCACAAACUGGGCACCGAGAUGGUCAUCACCAAGUCCGGGAGGCGGAUGUUCCCACCGUUUAAGGUGCGGGUCAGCGGCCUGGACAAAAAGGCCAAGUAUAUCCUGCUCAUGGACAUCGUGGCCGCCGACGACUGCCGCUACAAGUUCCACAACUCGCGCUGGAUGGUGGCGGGCAAGGCGGACCCCGAAAUGCCCAAACGCAUGUACAUCCACCCGGACAGCCCGGCCACCGGCGAGCAGUGGAUGGCCAAGCCCGUGGCCUUCCACAAGCUCAAACUCACCAACAACAUCUCGGACAAGCACGGCUUCACCAUCCUGAACUCCAUGCAUAAGUACCAGCCGCGUUUCCACAUCGUGCGGGCCAACGAUAUCUUGAAGCUGCCCUACAGCACCUUCCGCACCUACGUGUUCCCGGAGACCGACUUCAUCGCCGUCACCGCCUACCAGAACGACAAGAUCACGCAGCUGAAAAUUGAUAACAACCCCUUCGCCAAGGGCUUCAGGGACACCGGCAACGGCCGGCGGGAGAAGAGGAAGCAGCUGACCCUCCCGUCGCUGCGGAUGUACGAGGAGCAGCCGUGCAAGCCCGAGAGGGACGGGGCCGAGUCGGACGCUUCGUCCUGCGACCCUCCCCCGCCGGCCCGGGAGCCGCCCCCGUCCCCGGGGACCCAGCCCAGCCCCCUGCGGCUGCACCGCGGCCGAGAUGACAAGUCGUGCGUCGCCGACAGCGAACCGGAGCCGGAGCGGGCCGGGCCCGGGGAGGAGCGUGCGGGGGCCGCGGCGGGGCAGAGCCCGGGCCCGGAGCCCCCCAGCCCCAUGCGCCUGGCCGAGCCCCAGCGCGCCCGGGACCGGCGGAGCCCGGACCGGGCCAAGGAGCCGGGCGAAGGCGGAGGAGGGGGCGGCGGAGGCGGAGGCGGCGGAGGCGGGGAAGGCCCCUUCGGCCUGAGGGCCCCGGACAAGGACAAGGCCGAGGCCCGGAGGAAGGACGAGGUCGGGGGCCCGCGCAAGGAGGCCGCCGGCGAGGCCAAGGAGCCCGGCCUGGCGCCGCUGGUGGUGCAGACGGACAGCGCGGGGCCCCUCGGAGCCGGUCACCUGCAGGGCCUGGCCCUCUCCGGACACCUGCACGGCCAGCAGUUCUUCGGGCCCCUGGGCGCCGGGCAGCCGCUCUUCCUGCACCCGGGACAGUUCGCCAUGGGCCCCGGGGCCUUCUCGGCCAUGGGCAUGGGCCACCUGUUGGCGUCGGUGGCCGGCGGCGGCGGCGGGGCCGCGGGGGCCGCAGGGGCCGGGGGACUGGACGGCGGCGGCCUCGGCUCCUCGCCCGGGGCGGCCAGCGCCGCGCCCUUCCCUUUCCACCUCUCGCAGCACGUGCUGGCACCUCAGGGGAUCCCGAUGCCCACCUUCGGAGGGCUCUUCCCAUACCCAUACACCUACAUGGCAGCUGCCGCCGCCGCCGCCUCGGCCCUGCCAGCCACGAGUGCCGCCGCCGCCGCCGCCGCCGCCGCCGCCGCCACCGGCUCCCUGUCCCGCAGCCCCUUCCUAACCAGUGCCCGGCCCCGCCUGCGCUUCAGCCCCUACCAGAUUCCGGUCACCAUCCCACCCAGCACCAACCUCCUCACCACCAGCCUGGCCGCAGAGAGCGCCAAGCCGGGCGGUGGCAGCCGGGAGCCCAGCCCCCUCCCCGAGCUGCCCCUCCACAAGCUGGGCAUCCCCCACCGGGGCACCUUGUCCCCCAAAGUCUCGGCCAAAGAGGCCGCCAGCGAACUGCAGAACAUCCAGAGACUGGUGAGCGGGCUGGAGAGCCAGAGAGACCUGUCUCCAGGCCGGGAGUCGCCCAAGUGAGGGCGGCCAAGGCCGGAGAGGCCACCCUGGACCCCCGUCCUGUGGCUCCCGGAUUUGUACAGCACAGUGUCGGUAUUUAUUUAAGAGAGGAGCGAGGGCAGCUGGAGUCCGAGUCUCCCAGCCCCACCUGACCCACACGGGCACGGAGGAGACGGACCACCCUGGCAUUUCCGCUCGGGCGCUCUUGGAGUAGGCCUGAGACAGUCUGGAGUGAAUUGGGAGCCUUAUCUGGAGUCCACCUGGAGGGAACCCGGGAUCCAGCUGUAGACGAGCUAGAGUCCAUCUGGAAUCAGUCCAGAGGCCACCUGGGGCCACCUGCAGUGGAUCCGGAGUCUCCUCCCUGUCUGACUGGCGGCGGCGGCGUCAAAGUGGGCAUCACCACGGGCUGCCGGCCUGGCUGUGCCGCUGCCGUCUGGGGAAGGCAGGGUCAUCGCCUCCACGCCCUCUUGCCUGAGCCCCAGCCCAUUGGUGGUCCCCAGCUCCAGAGGAGGAAAGGGAGAUUUGGGGCUGCCUGUCGACCCCAGGCCACCCAGCAUCUCAGGUUGGCCCCAAGCUCUGGGCUGGGGGAAGGGUCAGGAAUCGGGGAGGGGCGGGGGUGGCAUCCUGCCCUGGUUUCAGCAGCGGAAAGGAGCCAAGGUAGAGUUUAGCCAGCACUUGGCCCACUCUGCCCUACUCCCUCCCAGCUCUUGGGAGAGGGAGCCAGAACCCCCACCCACCCAAUCCCCCAGCCUGGGGAGCAGCCAUGCCACCCCCUCCCCGAGCUUCCGAGGGAAAACAGAAAUAAGAUAUUUAUGGAAUAAAUAGUAAUUUGUGUAAAUAAGCUUUAAGGAUCCCAGAAUAUGCAAAUUGGUAUUAAUUUAUUCAGAGGUGUACAUUGGCGUGUACAUAAUAUUUAGAGUUUAACUCAUGGCAUUUAA